Messenger RNA from Drosophila rhopaloa, 812 nucleotides. Its product is annotated as UPF0585 protein CG18661. The transcript has 2 exons. Bases 56 to 724 code for a protein of 222 amino acids. The record is from RefSeq and is a predicted model, not a curated record. NCBI's taxonomy places the organism in Eukaryota, Metazoa, Arthropoda, Insecta, Diptera, Drosophilidae.
ACCAGGGCUGCCCAUAAUUGAAGCCGGCUUUUGUUUACAUCCUUUUUCAAGUAAAAUGAGCCUCACAAAACGACUCCUGCACAUUUUUCCUCGUUGCAGUUUCGCCAAGAGAUCGCAUCCCUCGGCGGAUCGCAAUUCGCAACCGAUUUCGGAGGCGCUCCUCUCGCAAAUUGACCGGAGCACACAGAACUUGCAAUUGCUGGAGAUUGCCUCGGGAUCAGGUCAACAUGCGGGAUUUCUGGCGCCCCUGCUGCCCAACAUCACCUUCCACCCGACGGAGUACGAACGGGGUCAGUUUGGAUCGAUAUCAGCCUAUGCGGAGGAGUGCGCAACCGGGAAUAUCCGAGCUCCUCUUCAUGUGGACGUCACCCGGGAUCCGAGGGACUGGGAGAGUCCCCCCGCACCGGCCAGCUACGACUACAUGUUCAACUCCAACAUGAUGCACAUCAGUCCGUGGGCCUGCUCCAUAGGACUCUUUCGGGCUGCCGGGCAGCUGCUGAAGAAAGGUGGUAGGAUGUUCACCUAUGGACCCUACGCCCAGGACGGUCUCCUAGUUCCCCAGAGCAAUGUCGACUUCGACCGGAGUCUCCGGCAGAGAGACGCCUCCUGGGGCGUGCGUGACAUCAAGGAUCUGAAGGUCCUGGCGGCUGACAAUGGACUGCAGCUGGAGAAACUAGUGGAGAUGCCGUCGAACAACAAGUUUCUGACCUGGCUUAAGCUGUAAAAUAGUGCACUAGACUAAGGCUAUUGGGCGAUUAGCCCUCUUAGAUAACAUCGUUUAUUUGGAGGCAAUAAAUUUUAUUGCCGAGUGA